CCGGGGAAAGCAGCUGCGGGCGAUGGCGGAGGCGGCUGCAACCGAGCGGGCGCCCCGCUUCUUCCAGCGGCUGCCCAAAGUGGAGCUCCACGCCCACUUAAAUGGCUCCAUCAGUGCUGCCACCAUGAAGAAGCUGAUGGCCCAAAAAACCCACCUUCGGAUCGGAGAGGAAAUGGUCGUGAUUGACAAGGGGUCGAAAAGGACUCUGGAAGAAUGUUUCGACAUGUUCCAGUUGAUACACCAGAUGACCAGCAGACCCGAAGACAUAUUAAUGGUAACCAAAGAUGUCAUUCGAGAAUUUGCUGCAGAUGGAGUCAAGUAUCUCGAACUAAGGAGCACGCCCAGGGAGGAGAAAAGCACAGGCAUGACCAAACGGACCUACGUGGAAGCUGUCCUCGAGGGCAUCAAGCAGAGUCAGGAAGAGGGACUGGACAUAGAUGUGAGGUUUCUCGUCUCGGUGGACAGAAGCAAGGGGGCAGCUGCGGCCAAGGAAACUGUGAAGUUGGCGGGGGAUUUUUUGCUCUCCACCGACGGUGUGGUCCUUGGUCUGGACCUCAGUGGAAAUCCGAAAGCGUGGCGUGGCCAGGACUUCUUGGAGCCCCUUCUGGAAGCCAAGAAAGCUGGUUUGAAGCUGUCGUUGCAUCUCUCAGAGAUCCCAAAACAGGAGGACGAAACUCGGCUGCUUCUGGGUCUUUCUCCGGACCGAAUCGGACACGGGACGUUUCUUCAAACAUCAGAUUUGGCCACGCAGGAUCUGGUGGAUCUCGUGAGGCGAAAGAGGAUACCUUUAGAACUCUGCCUGACGUCCAACCUGAAAGCGGAGACGGUGCCCUCCAGGGCUGAGCACCAUUUUGGAUUCUGGUACCGCCUGGGUCAUCCCGUGGUCCUUUGUACGGACGACAAAGGCGUGUUUGCUACCGAGUUGUCCACGGAGUACCAGCUGGUGGCCGAGACCUUCCAGUUGUCCGACGAGCAAAUCUGGGCGCUCUCCUCCCAGGCCAUCGACCACGUCUUUGCCUGCGGCCACACGAAGACGAAGCUGAAGGAGCAAUGGCGGACGCUGAAGCCCCUCCUGCUGCAGGAACAUCAUUGAGAGGCCCCCGGGACACGCCUGGUGGGAUCCGCGGAGGGUUGGAUCGACACAGGUGGUCCUCAACUUACAACCCUCCCUUUAGCAACGGUUCAAAGUUGCGACGGCAACGGGCAUGGGCGGGCGGUCCUCGGGUUACGACCACAGUUGUGCCAACACCCAAAUUUUAGGUUGCUAAGUGAGACACGGGCGGACCUUUGUCCCCUUUUUGCGACUUCCCUUGCCAGGUUGGCUCUGCAGGUUCCUUGCCGUUGUUCAGUUAGCGCCACAU
Thamnophis elegans (Western terrestrial garter snake) is the source of this 1361-nucleotide messenger RNA. It is a transcript of the gene MAPDA, whose product is annotated as adenosine deaminase like. Bases 23 to 1093 code for a protein of 356 amino acids. NCBI's taxonomy places the organism in Eukaryota, Metazoa, Chordata, Lepidosauria, Squamata, Natricidae. Gene Ontology annotation, molecular function: adenosine deaminase activity. The transcript is spliced from 10 exons. The record is from RefSeq and is a predicted model, not a curated record. Gene Ontology annotation, biological process: adenosine catabolic process; inosine biosynthetic process.